AUGUCCGUCACACUUGAUCAGUCAGGCACAGAGAAGCCGAAGAAAAGCUUUCUCUCAUCUCUCAAAACCGGUUUCAUUUACCUUGAACUCUUGUUCGCCGCGGGCCCGACCUGGGUUGAUUACUUCCUCAUCGCGUUGGGUACUCUCUGCGCCGUUGGAGCUGGUGUUCCCUUCCCUCUUAUGGGCGUCCUAUUCGGCCAGCUCAUCGACAACUUCAACGGAGCCACUUGCGCCGCAGAUGGUAGCGGUUCGGGAGCCAGCGAUGCAGCAUCUGAUCCUCUUGACUAUGAAAAUGCUAUCAACGACAAGGUUAUAAAGACUGCUUGGAUCGGCGCUAUUGCACUUGUCCUGAUCUAUGGUCAUCUGACCUGUUGGAACAUCAUCAGCCAGCGUCUUGCUCAGCGUUUACGGACUCGCUAUGUGUCCGCACUUCUACGCCAACCUCCAGAAUUCUUCGACACUCGUGGAUCAUCCGGGCAAGUCUCAAGCCGACUCCAAGGCGAUAUCACAGCUGUGCAGGCCGGUACGUCAGAGAAGGUUGGCAACAUCAUCACAACCAUGAGCUUCUUCGUCACUGUCUUUAUCAUUGCCUUCACAAAACAGCCAAGACUCGCCGGUAUCCUCAUUUGCAUGCUCCCAGCCUUUCUUCUUUCCGGAAUACUAGGAGGAAGAUACCUAGGCAAGUUUGUGGUCAAACAGACGGAAGCAUCCGCUGCAGCCUCUUCCAUUGCUUCCGAAGCUCUGUCGCACGUUGCUGUCGUUCAGGCUUUCGGUGCCGCUCCCCGCCUUGAAGAGAAGUUUGCAGAGCACAUGGCCCGUUCUCGCAAGUACGCCAUAGCCAAGUCUUCCAUUGCCGCUAUCCAGACCGGAAUGCUAUACUUCAUCGCUUACUCCGGCAACGCCCUAGCUUUCUGGCAAGGCAGUAAGAAGAUCGCUGAAUCUGUGGCACGAAACGACGGGAGCACGACUGUUGGUGAGAUUUAUGCCAUUGUCUACCUUCUCGUCGACGCUUGCGUCAUGCUGGGAGGAAUGGCACCUACUCUUCCAUUUUUAGGAGCAGCCGUAGGCGCAUUCCAGCGGCUCAAGGAAGACAUUGAUGCUCCUUCAUCCAUCGACGGCACUUCACUAGAGGGUGUUGUGCUACCUCCAAGUGCGGCAAAGACGCUGACAUUCCGCAAUGUGUCAUUCGAGUAUGCCUCUCGGCGAGGCCAACCUGUCCUUGACAACGUCACCCUUGACUUUCCUGCUGGAAAAUAUACGGCGAUUGUUGGGCUUUCGGGGAGCGGCAAAAGUACUAUCGCAUCACUGAUAGCACGCCUGCAUGAUCCCACCGAGGGCACGGUCGAGCUGGAAGGACACGACUUGCGAGAACUCAACGUCAAGUCUCUCCGAAGUUUUAUUAGCUUCGUUCAGCAAGAACCCUCGCUUCUCGAUAGGUCCAUCCUCGAAAACAUCGCACUAGGUCUUGUGAACUCUCCAAAGGAGUCCCACAAACACCUCAAGUCAUUGCUCAAGGGCCCCGAGCUUGCGAAGCUGGCUGCCAAGGGAAAGGACGCACUAGAUUCAGCUGCAUCUCUGGGACCCGAGUUCAUCGAAAUUGCCAAUUUGGUCCGUCACGCCGCUGAGCAAGCUGAUGCGGCCAGCUUCAUUGAACGUCUUGAAUUAGGCUACGGUACGACUGCUGGCCCCAAGGGGUCGCUUGUGAGUGGUGGUCAGAGACAGCGCAUUGCGCUUGCUCGGGCUUUGAUCCGUGAUCCUGAAAUCCUUGUCCUGGACGAAGCAACGGCAGCUCUCGAUUCUGCCAGCGAGAAGAGAAUCCAGCUUGCUGUCGAGAGGGCUGCUGCUGAGAGGAGAACCAUCAUCUCGAUUGCGCAUCGUCUAUCCACUAUACGCAAUGCCGACAAUAUUGUCGUCAUGAAAGCUGGCCGAGUCGCUGAGCAAGGAACUUAUCAUGAUCUUAUGGCCAAAGAGGAUGGCGAAUUUGCGCACAUGGCAAAGCUGCAGACAGUCGGCAAUAAGAGUGACACAGGAUCUGUAGACGGCGAGUCGAUUGGCGCUUCAACUCUCCGAAAUGACACGCAGCUGAACGAAAAGGCCGAGAUUUCUGAGGCGAAACAGUCACUGGAUUCCCAGAUAUUGGGCCGGGAAAAGGAGGAGACCAAGAAGAAAGAAGAAAUAGCAUCAGAUGAUCAUGAGUUGGACGAUGUGAAGCCUUUCAGCUCUGUCAUCAGGGGUCUUGUCUGGUUGAUUCGACCAUCUCUAGGCUGGUUCACUCUCGCCAUGAUCGCUGCCGUCUUCGUUGGGGCUACCUUUUCUGGUUCUGGUAUCAUAUUUGGCUUCACUGUGGGAGCGCUCAACCCUUGUGCAAAUACCCUCGACCACAUAAGAUCCAUGGGCAACAUGUUUGCAGGCCUGUUCUUCAUGCUCGCGGGCGUGGAGCUUAUAGCCAACUUCCUUGCUUGGCUGGGCUUCGGCAUUGUUGCUGAAAGGCUUCUCUACAACCUGCGGGUUCUGUCGUUCCGAUCCUUGCUGGAGCAGGGCAUCCACUGGCACCAGUCUGAAGGACGAACGCCGACCAGCCUCCUUGGCAUCAUUACCAAAGAUAGCAUGUCUGUGGGUGCCUUUAGCGGUUCAACAUUCGGUACCGUGUUUGCCAUCCUCAUAAAUGUUCUCAUCGCGGUCAUUAUCUCCCAUAUCUUUGCUUGGAAGAUUGCCUUGGUGUGUCUUGUGACGCUUCCGAUAUUGCUUGGCUCAGGCUUCAUGCAGCUGCGCAUGCUGGCACGUUAUGAAGAGCGACACCGCGAGGCCUUCUCUACUGCCACCUCACUUGCAACUGAGGCUAUUCAGUCCAUCCGCACAGUGGCCGUCCUAUCUCUCGAGAAUGAGUACAUGGAAGGUUUCGCCCGAUUAUUGAAGCCUCCGAGGGAGCAGGUUGUGCGCGCCUCAGUCACAACUAACAUCUGGCUGGCCAUCUCAUACACAACCGGCACCUUUAUCAAUGCUCUCGCGUAUUGGUGGGGCUCACAGCUCAUCAUGAAGGGGGAGUAUACUCAGAAGGACUUCCUUAUUAUAUUGGUCGCCAUGUUGACGAGUGCCCAGCUUUGGAGUGGCAUGUUCUCACUUGCUCCGGAAUUCUCUCGUGCUCGUCUGGCCCUGUCUCGUGUCAUGACGGUCGUCAACAUGGGAAGUAGCACACACACAGGAAAACCUGGACAGGAUCCCUCCAAGACUGGGGGGGAUAUCGAAGCAUCCGGUGGAGAAAAGUCGCUCAGCCCAGAGGAUAACCAUCGUCGUGGAGGUGCAAAGGUGACGUUCAAGGGCGUUUCCUUUGCUUAUCCUAGCCGACCCGAUGCCACAAUACUCGACAAUGUCUCCUUCGCACUCCCGCCUAACCAGUUUUGUGGUCUUGUUGGUCCUUCAGGGGCGGGCAAAUCGACCAUCAUGAACCUGGUCCAGCGUUUAUACGAGCCCACGUCUGGCAGCGUCCUCAUCGAUGAUAAUGACAUCAGUAAGCUUCCAGCGUCAUUUCGAGAUACAAUUGCUCUAGUCCCUCAAGAUCCUGCCCUCUUUGACGGUAGUGUGCGUUUCAAUGUCGGCUUGGGAGCACCCCCGGGCCAUGAAGCCACGGAUGAUGAGAUUAAGGAAGCUUGCCGUUUGGCGAAUAUCCAUGAUGUUAUUGAGGCCCUUCCUGAUGGCUACGAUACUGAAUGCGGGCCCUCAGCUUCUCGUCUAUCAGGCGGUCAAAGACAGCGCCUUGCAAUCGCCCGCGCUCUUGUUCGUCGUCCCCGGUUACUCCUCCUAGAUGAGAGUACCAGCGCGCUUGACGCCGCCAGCGAAGCAGCCCUUCAAGAGGGACUCGAGAGAGCAUCGAGGGGCACGACAGUACUGGCUAUCACUCAUCGACUGCAUACUGUGCAGAAAGCCGACAUCAUUUUCAUCGUUGAAAAUGGACAGAUUGUUGACAGUGGGCGGCAUUCUCAACUGAUGGAGCGGAGGGAAAGCUACAGACUGAAUGCCAUGCAGCAGAUGUUGCAAUGA
Molecule: messenger RNA, 4038 nt
Organism: Fusarium mangiferae
Lineage: Eukaryota; Fungi; Ascomycota; Sordariomycetes; Hypocreales; Nectriaceae
Exons: 2
Coding region: 1-4038 (1345 amino acids)
Biological process (GO): transmembrane transport
Cellular component (GO): membrane
Molecular function (GO): ATP binding; ABC-type transporter activity; ATP hydrolysis activity
Source: RefSeq, a predicted model, not a curated record